CUCUAUAACUUCUUCUUUUUUUUUUGCUCUUUUGGCCUUUAACGUUCUUGAAGGCGUUGGUUUUCCUUACUCAUGCAAUUGUCUACUAUUCUUCCGCAGACAGGCAACAUGGAUGAGAUUCCUGAUCAUGGCGGCUUGCACUAUAUUGAUCUCAUCAAGUGCAACCUCCAAUUCGUCCACGGCAGAGACUGCCUCUUCGAAGUCCUCUCCCACGUCAAGGGCCCCAACAACUGGCAGGUCAACGUCCUCAAGAGCGACAUCAUCACCCCGCGGACCAUCGUCUUGUCCGACGGCGGACCCAGCUUCAUCGAGGUGCUGGCCAAGCUGCACCGGCGAUCGGCCGAGGCGCUGGCCACGUUCCUCGGGGAGGACAACGCCGACGACGACACGAGCGCGUGGGUGAAGCGCCAAAAGGUCGAGGCGCCGGCCCAUCAGCAGCAGCAGAAGAAGAAGAAGAAUCAGCUGCCAAAGAGGGAAGUUGAGAGGUCCCGAAACGGGGUCGAGAAGCCGCCGAGCGUGGAUGGGGACGAGGCAAAGGCGGCGGCGGCGACGACGACUUCAUUCUCACUGCACACGGAUAAUCUGCACUUGAUGGAGGCAGAAGAACAAGAAGCGAGUCUGCCUUUGGCAAACAAGACCGGACGGGGGAACAAUGCAGCCGCCGCCGCCGCGUCGUAUCGGUUCAGGGGCUGGAGGUCGCCGAGUCCCCCCCGUGAAGAGGACUUUGAGCCUGUCUCGCGGUAUGAGGACAGCAGUCUUCGCCCCAAGGGCUUCAUCUGCCCCAACUAUGGGCCGGCGAGCUCCUUUUACCGCGUGCCCGAGGGCCGCAGCGAGGCGUACAACUAUUGGUCGAAUGUCAUGCCGGUGAAGCCGCUGGAGCAGAAGGCCGCUGAGGGGGUGAGCAAGCCGCUCGAGGCUGGGGGCUCGGGUUCUUCUCUGGUUCCAGCUGCUGCUGCUGCAGCUGCUGCUGCUACUUCUGUAUCUACUGCCACUGCUGUGGCGCAAUCUCCGCCUCAGUCGCCCGACGAACAGGGCAAGCAGCAGGUCAACGUGCUCCUCUACAUCGCCUGGCCGCUGUACGGCUGCUCCGCCAUCGUCGCGGACCAGUGCGGGCUCAGCGUGCGCGAGCUCCAGGGCCGCGUGCGCCACAUGCUGCGCUCCAACGGCGCGGCGCUCUUUGGCGAUGACCUCGUUGGCGCGGAGCCGUCGAUCGUGAUUGGGCCGGACGAGGCGGCCUCUGUUUGUGACGAGCCCGGGAGGUUUGAGUUGGAGAAGGCGGUUUGCUGGUGAGCUCCGGGUUGAGGUUAAUGGUAUGAGGGAACAUCAGAUUGCUACUAUUUGUCACGG
Messenger RNA from Trichoderma reesei QM6a, 1347 nucleotides. RefSeq lists its product as uncharacterized. Lineage: Eukaryota; Fungi; Ascomycota; Sordariomycetes; Hypocreales; Hypocreaceae. The record is from RefSeq and is a predicted model, not a curated record. The transcript is spliced from 3 exons. Bases 73 to 1290 code for a protein of 405 amino acids.